AUAACAACAAAUGAAAAAAAUAAAUAAAACCAGUGGGUCCCAAUCAUCUUUAAGAUGACGUGGCAAUAUGCAAAAUGGACGAAAACUGGAGGGGAGCUGAACCGGAAAGAAAAAAGGGCAUAUAGAGCUGAUCUGAAUGAAUUGAUUUAAACAAAAAAUAAUAAUAAUAAUAAAGGGAAGAAAGUCACAUUUUCAACUUGACAAUUUUUAAUUUCUUUUAUUUCACUCCUGUUGUCUUCAAAUCGUUGUUGAGAUUUGUUGAAUCAUGGGAGUUAAAAGAGAUUCUAAGUUACAUGAAGCUGAUGUUAUUUGCGCAUCGUUUUAAGCUUAGAAAUCGAAUAUGAGAAACGUAAACGACAGCGUCGAGACCGUCAACGCCGCUGCCUCAGCCAUCGUGUCCGCCGAGUCCAGAGUCCAGCCUACCACCGUUCAGAAGAAAAGAUGGAGAAGCUGCUGGAGCCGUUACUGGUGCUUUGGAUCUCACAGAAACAGUAAGCGAAUUGGCCAUGCUGUCCUUGUCCCUGAACCAGUGGUAACUGGAGCUGCAGUCUCAACUGCUGUAAAUGCAAGUAAUCCAACUGGCAUUGUAAUGCCCUUUAUUGCCCCGCCCUCAUCUCCUGCAUCAUUCCUCCAAUCAGAUCCUCCAUCUGCCACCCAAUCACCAGCUGGAUUGCUAUCCCUAACUACUCUAUCAGUUAAUGCCUACUCCCCCUGUGGACCUGCAUCCAUUUUUGCCGUAGGCCCUUAUGCACAUGAAACACAGUCAGUCACACCACCGGUGUUCUCUGCCUUGACAACUGAACCAUCUACUGCUCCUUUCACACCCCCUCCUGAAUCUGUUCAACUGACUACACCUUCCUCCCCUGAAGUACCAUUUGCUCAGCUGUUGACAUCUUCAUUGGAACGUGCUCGGCGGAACAGUGGGAUCAAUCAGAAAUUUGGAUUAUCCCAUUAUGAAUUUCAGUCUUAUCAAAUAUACCCUGCGAGCCCUGGUGGUAAUCUCAUAUCACCUGGGUCAGCAAUCUCUAAUUCUGGCACAUCCUCUCCUUUCCCUGAUAGACGUCCAAUCCUUGAGUUCCGCAUGGGGGAGGCCCCCAAAAUCUUAGGAUUUGAACAUUUUACUACUCGCAAAUGGGGUUCAAGGCUGGGUUCUGGAUCAUUGACGCCAGAUGGACUUGGGCAAGGUUCAAGACUGGGUUCUGGAUGUGUGACUCCUGAUGGUAUGGGCUUGGGUUCAAGAUUGGAUUCGGGAUCAUUGACUCCUGAUGGUUUGGGUCCAGCCUUACGAGAUGGUUUUCUUGUGGAGAGUCAGAUUUCUGAGGUAGCAUUGCUUGCUAACCCAGAGAAUGGACCUAAAAAUGAUGAAAUUAUAAUUGAUCACAGAGUCUCUUUUGAGUUGAGUGGUGAAGAUGUUGCACGCUGUCUCGAAAACAAGUCAUUGAUAUCAAGUAGAACCAAGUCAGAAUAUCCAAAGGAAUUGGUUGCAGAGGGCAGGAUAGAAAGCCAUGGAAUCAUGAAGGAUAUAGAAAGUUCUUGUGAGCUGUUUAUUGGGGAAACUUCCAACGAAACAGUAGAAAAAGCUUCAGGAGAUGCUGAAGAGGAGCAUUUUUAUCAAAAGCAUCGUUCUGUUACUCUUGGGUCAAUUAAAGAGUUCAACUUUGACAAUACGAAAGGAGAAGCUUCUGAUAAGCCUGCCAUCAGGUCCGAGUGGUGGGCCAAUGAAAAGGUUGCUGGAAAGGAAGCUAGGCCUGGUAACAACUGGACUUUCUUCCCUAUGCUGCAGCCAGAGUUGUUUGUCCUGAAGGUUGUACUUCCCCAGAGACGCAGCGUCAACAAUCAACAGUCUGUAUAGUUAGGUGUUGGACCGAAGGCUAGUUUUCAGAGGUCAUAAGAGUCUUUAUUCCUUAUGACCUGAAAGAAGAUCCAGUGAGGGAAUGGUUCAUAGGGAUCAACAGUGUGGGUACUGAUAAUAGAGCAUUUCUUUUAAUAUUCCUUUACCUGAUGUUAUACAAAAGAAAAAAAAAAGAGUAGUAUUCACAUAUAGUGUUGUGUUAUUGUUAUGUUCUUCUAAAUAUGUAAUAAUGAGAAGGAUGAUUUCUUUUCUUAUGCUAGUAAAUUGCAGCUCAUUUGAUGAUUUCUGUAUUUGAUAUCUUGCUCUUGUUAGGCAACGACAAUAUGUCAGCUCCCUCUCAAUAACAUUCCACUACCCACUAUAUGC
Molecule: messenger RNA, 2218 nt
Organism: Durio zibethinus
Lineage: Eukaryota; Viridiplantae; Streptophyta; Magnoliopsida; Malvales; Malvaceae
Source: RefSeq, a predicted model, not a curated record